Racocetra persica is the source of this 227-nucleotide messenger RNA. Lineage: Eukaryota; Fungi; Glomeromycota; Glomeromycetes; Diversisporales; Gigasporaceae. The record is from the annotation of a GenBank genome assembly.
ACCCUACAAAUACCUCCACAAUAGUAUCAACUGAAGUUGAUAAUAUGAAGCUUCGCAAAAUGAUUGCUACAUGGAUCAUUAACUGCCAACGUCCACUUUCUAUAGUAGAAGACCCCGAAUUAAUUAAGAUUUUACAAUACUUAAACCCUACUAUACAACUGGCUAGGGCUAAUACAAUUAAGAAAACAGUCAUGAUGCUUUAUAGCUUAGGAAAAAAGGAACUAAAG